AGGCCCUUGGUUUUUUAUUUUUUUGGGGGCGUCGAGUGACCCGCGAGCGCGGACCCGAGAGCGCCUGGGAAGUCAGAAGACUCCGAUUGAAAAAGGUGAGAGCUGCAAACUGUAGAGCUAGCAGGAUCGGUGCAGAUGGACGGUGCAGGGAAAGGGACGGUGACUCCGCUGGCCUCUCUCUUUCCGGCUGAGGAGGCUGAAAAGGCGGCGAAGCGCGUGCACGACACGAUCGUUGAGAAGGAGAAGGAGCUUGACCAUCUUCGAGGGUUCAUCGCCGACAACAACAACCUUAUCAACCUUGUUCAGAAGCUUCCCGAAGAGCUCCAUCACGAUAUAAUGGUACCGUUUGGGAAAGCAGCAUUCUUCCCAGGGCGUUUGAUUCACACCAAUGAGUUUUUGGUUCUUUUAGGAGCAGGUUAUUAUGCCGAUAGAACGUCCAAACAAACCGUUGAGAUUUUGAGACGAAGAGGCAAGUCUUUGGAUUCUCAGGUUAAUUCUCUUGAGGCCAUUAUUAAGGACCACAGAGCCGAAGCAUCGUUUUUCAGUGCCACAGCUUCUGAAGCAGCGGAGGGUCUUGUAGAGAUAAGGGAAGAUUAUGUGGAGGAAAAUCCAAGCAAACAGGAAUUUAAAUCUGGUCCACUGAAUCAAGAUGUUUCUGGUUUUGCUGGUGCUGAGAAAGAAAUAGCUUCAGCUGAUGAUGAGGAAUUUGCCCGCAUAAUGUCCAGGUUGGACGAACUAGAGGAACAAGAGCUUGCUGCUGAAAGGGGCAAGCAGGACGAUGAAAAUGAGGGGACUAUAAGCAAUAUUGAUGAGAUCUCAUAUCAGAGGCCUAUUGAUGACAAUCUCCAAAAUUCAGAAGACAUCCAACGAAGGAUGGCUCUGAAGCACACUGGUGAUAAAACAACUAAAUUUCCUGAAGAGCUUGAGUAUCAAGAAGAUGGGGCUGAUCAUUUUGGAAGCCUUGCAUUGCAAUCUCAAGUUAGAGAAGGUGAAACUAUGGCAAAAAAUCUGCAAAAAAUUGAUACUAGUGAAAAGUCAACCAUAUAUCCUGAAGAGAAGAUAGUUCAAGCAACUAAUGCAUCAAUAGCUGAGGUCCAAUACCAAGCUUCACGCCUAUCAUUUGAUAGUCAAAAGCAGGCUUCUACAAGCCCCAUUGUUGAGCAUGCUGACCAAACACUGAGAACUUCAAGAAAAGAAAAUUCAACUUCAUCACAGGUUGGACGCCAGACUUCAGAACCAUCAUUUAAUAGUCGCAAGGCUUUUACAGGCUCCAUCAUAGAGCAUGCUGAGAAUUUACAAAAAACUUCAAGAGAACAAAAUUCAACACCAUCACCGGUUUCUGGUUCCCCGCCUUCGAAGCCAGUCUCAAGAUUCAAAAUGCAGAGAAGAUAACUGCAGUAUUUUGUUUGGUAAUGGUGAUGGCGUCCAUGUUCGGUCAAGGAUGUCUUUCUAGAAUCAAAAGGGUAGGAGUUAUUGGAGGAUAAGAGAAGAUGGGGAAUGGGCAUAAAUGUUCUUCCUUGGAAAAAGUGAACCAGGGAGGAUUUAAUGAUGGCCGAAUUCCUCAUUGUCCUGGACUAUGAUUACGAGUCAACAAAUUUUGCUAUAUGUUCACGACUCCACGUAAAAUUGGUGACACGGACACUGGAUUUGCUUUAUAGAAUUUCCUUUUUUUUUAAUAAAAUAUAUAGAAUUUCUUGUAAGCCUCUAUCAGGUGAAAAAGGAUAUUGAAUUUUUUUUUUUAUGUCACUUGAUUUGCCGGAGGGAGGUAGAAACAUAAUAUUGAUAUUUUUCCUCGCAUUCACCCCUUGUUUAAAAAGUGAGUUAUCCCCAACC
Molecule: messenger RNA, 1833 nt
Organism: Prosopis cineraria
Lineage: Eukaryota; Viridiplantae; Streptophyta; Magnoliopsida; Fabales; Fabaceae
Exons: 13
Coding region: 136-1392 (418 amino acids)
Biological process (GO): negative regulation of transcription by RNA polymerase II; negative regulation of phosphatase activity
Molecular function (GO): chromatin binding; transcription corepressor activity; phosphatase inhibitor activity
Source: RefSeq, a predicted model, not a curated record